AUGGGUAAUGAGGAUUCUCAGUAUAAAAAUCCGGUGGAUGAGGGAAAAAGUGAUUCCGCACAGGCAUCUAAAGACCCCUUGCUUGAUAUCAGCACGACUAGACGAGCCGACAUGACAUCAAGCUCACUCUGGUCCAAUGCGGAUGGAGAUCCAUCUCAGCGCCUCUCAACGUUUGGGCAACCACGACGCAAUUCAUUUGAGCUGCAAGGUAAAUUAGAAUAUUUAUUCUGCCUCCUCUAUGCUCACUUGAUUCUUUUCUUUCACAAAGACCGAAUUAUAGCUCUUUUUAUUACUACAUAA
Molecule: messenger RNA, 300 nt
Organism: Protopolystoma xenopodis
Lineage: Eukaryota; Metazoa; Platyhelminthes; Monogenea; Polystomatidea; Polystomatidae
Source: the annotation of a GenBank genome assembly